CGGCACUGGCCGCCAAUCCCAACCUUGUCAGCGCCGUCGCACGCCGACACCGCCCAUCCCGCUCGUUUCGUCUUUAUUGUACUCUAGGGACACCGCCCCCUUUCAAUCCGCCAAAUUCGCGCCCCAUCUUGACGCUCGGCACCGACCGCCAGAUCCGCGUCCUCUGGAAACCACAGUUAUAAGAUGGAGGACCCGCUCAGCGUCCCCCUCCCAGCGACGCCCGACUUCGGCAGGGUCACCGCCAACUCCUUUUACGACCUCCACGAACCCGACAUGACCCGCACGCUUGUUAUGUGUUUUGACGGCACUGCAGACCAGUACAACGGCAAGAACACAAAUGUCGUGAAGCUCUACUCGCUUCUCAAGAAAGAGCACCCCGAGCAGCUCUGCUACUACCAACCCGGGAUCGGCACGUAUCUGAACCCCGGCGUGGUCUCCCCAGUAUUCUCGUGGGGAGCGAGGAUCCUUGACCAGGGAGUUGCUUGGUACCUUGAUGCUCACGUCCGAGACGGAUACCGCUUUCUCAUGCAAAACUACCGCCCAGGCGACAAGAUCUGUAUGUUCGGUUUCUCGAGAGGGGCGUACACUGCCAGAGCUUUAGCUGGCAUGUUGCACAAGAUCGGUCUCCUCCCCCGCGACAACCCCGAGCAGAUUCCAUUCGCUUACAAGCUCUACAAGCGCACAGACGCCUCCAGCAUUGCGAUCGCAGCUGGCUACAAGAAAACGUUCUGCAGAGACGUCCAGAUUGAGUUCGUCGGGGUCUGGGACUCUGUCGCCAGCGUGGGCAGCCUCGUCAGCAAAACCCUGCCAUUUGUCGCGAAUAACACCACAAUCAAGACGUUCAGACAUGCCCUGGCACUGGACGAGCACCGCGCCAAGUUCCGCCCAAACCUGUACCACCGGCCCAGCCCCCCGGGCCAGCGCAAGCACAAGAGCGCGCUGAAACAGAAUGUUGUGUCGCCGGGGAGGAAGGGUGCAUUUCCUCCUGAGAGCCCCAGCAAGCUCGCAGCUCUGUCAGAGAAGAUGCGUCAAAGCCUCGGGAAGCGGUCCUCGAAGCACCACUCCCAAGGCCUGGAAUGGGCGAACCUGCCGUCGGCGGCUGCAGCUGAGUUCGGCUGGGAAGAGAAGCUCGCGCCUGGCACGGACGUGCUCGAGGUCUGGUUCGCAGGCUGCCAUUGUGAUAUCGGAGGCAGCGCCGUGCCCGAUACGGAGAAGCUCACCCUCGCAGACAUCACGCUCCGCUGGAUGGUCAAGCAGAUCGUGCGCACGCAGUGCGGGAUCGUCUUCGACCGUGACGCGCUGCACAAUGCGAACAUCCCCGACUCGCUCUUCACGGGCCCCGGAUUCCUCGCCACGCCGCCCAAGGAGAAGCGGUGGUCGAGCAUGCAGGCGGGGAGCAGCACGGGCCAUGGGAGCAGAACGAGUGCGGAGGCGAGGCCGAGCUCGGACGGCGACUGCGAGCGGCUUGAACGGCCUGUCGGGCUGGACAAGCAGCAUGCGGUGCAGCCGUUGCACGACGAGCUGAAUGGGAAGCCGUUUUGGUGGCUCCUCGAGAUCCUGCCGACGAGCUACAAUUGGCAGGAGCCAAAUGGUCGCUGGCACACAUCCUGGAGCAUUCAUCUCGGCAGGGGUCGUCAUCUCCCGGGAAAGCCGAAUCUACACAUCACAGUCAAGGAGCGCAUGAACGACAAGGCAUUGCGAUACGCACCGCGGGCCAAGUGGAAGCGCGGCACUGAGACUUACGUCGAGUAAACAAACCUGCACAUCGUCGGUACUUCAUCCACCGCCGUCCGACCUUCGUGAUACCCCUCAAUUUGCACAUCCCCUUCGCCUGACUUAUAACAUAUCAUUAUGACCUAGUACGAUUGGUUCCCUCUUCUCGACUUGUAUUCCCCAUUGUCUCGAAGAACUGUACGACCCUUUCCAUGGCAUUUAUUGUAGAUUAGCGAUAUCCUUUACGUCCACCUGUAUACGCUUCUAUGAAUGAUACGAUUUCGACGUCUGAUGUGUCCCGCGAUUGCAUCGACAAAUUGACCUGCCAUCUGGUGCGCGUUCGGGUUCCCUGCCAUGUCCGUUAACCGUCUUGUGUUGCGUCAAUGGCGCCCUAGAUCAUCUGCCAUAGCGG
Messenger RNA from Rhodofomes roseus, 2125 nucleotides. RefSeq lists its product as uncharacterized. Lineage: Eukaryota; Fungi; Basidiomycota; Agaricomycetes; Polyporales; Fomitopsidaceae. The transcript is spliced from 10 exons. Bases 184 to 1752 code for a protein of 522 amino acids. The record is from RefSeq and is a predicted model, not a curated record.